Messenger RNA from Solanum dulcamara, 1435 nucleotides. Its product is annotated as probable galacturonosyltransferase-like 4. Gene Ontology annotation, molecular function: glycosyltransferase activity. The record is from RefSeq and is a predicted model, not a curated record. Bases 103 to 1182 code for a protein of 359 amino acids. Gene Ontology annotation, cellular component: Golgi apparatus. The transcript has a single exon. NCBI's taxonomy places the organism in Eukaryota, Viridiplantae, Streptophyta, Magnoliopsida, Solanales, Solanaceae.
AUCAUUUGUAACCUCUCUUAACCAGCCUCUAAUGGCUGCUUCUCUUUCCUUUCUCCUAAACUUAACAUUAAUAUUAUUACUAUAUCAAAUGCAAAGAGCUGGAUGGCCUUUUGGAGCCUUUCUUCUCUUCCUCUCCUUGGCCUCCUGUCUCUCUUGCUUUCCCAUCAAACCUCCUUGACCACAACCACCAACACCGAUGUUCAUGUUCACCUUAACAUUCAACCUGAGGUGUCAGAUGGACGGGUUGGGUCAAACUCUUCUGUAUUCUGUGAGGCCCCUGCAUUUCGCAAUGGGGAGACUUGUGGUAAUUUGGCCACGGACCGGAUUCAUGUGGCCAUGACACUUGAUGCUAAUUAUUUAAGAGGUACUAUGGCUGCUGUGUUAUCGAUACUCCAACACUCAACGUGUCCUGAAGAUGUCACAUUUCAUUUCCUAUGGGUAAGACAUGAACCCGAGGUAUUUUCGAGCAUUAAGGCAACAUUUCCCUACCUAAACUUUAAGGUGUACCGGUUUGAUGUCCAUAGGGUCCGUGGCCUAAUUUCAAAGUCUAUACGUCAAGCUUUAGACCAACCAUUGAAUUACGCGAGGAUUUAUUUGGCUAAUUUGAUUCCUAAUGAGGUGAAACGCGUAAUUUAUCUUGAUUCUGACCUUGUCAUGGUUGAUGACAUCGCGAAAUUAUGGAAGGUUGAUUUAGGUGACAAGGUUUUGGCUGCACCAGAAUAUUGUCAAGCAAAUUUCAUGGUUUACUUCACUGAAGCAUUCUGGUCUGAUCCGUAUAUGCCAAGAACAUUUGAGGGGCGAAAACCAUGUUACUUUAACACAGGGGUGUUGGUAAUGGAUGUGGAUAAAUGGAGACAUGGAAAUUAUACAAAGAAAGUUGAGGAUUGGAUGGUUCUCCAAAAGCAAAAAAGGAUAUAUCAAUUAGGCUCUUUGCCUCCAUUCUUGCUUGUUUUGGCAGGAAAUAUAAUGCCAAUUGAUCAUAGAUGGAAUCAACAUGGAUUAGGUGGUGAUAAUGUUGAAGGUAAAUGCAGGGAAUUGCAUCCUGGACCAAUUAGCCUUCUCCAUUGGAGUGGCAAAGGCAAGCCAUGGUUGAGAUUGGAUUCAAGAAAACCGUGUAGUGUUGAUCACCUAUGGACUCCCUACGAUCUUUAUCGUUCCUCUAGACAUUCAUUUGAGGAGUAAAUGUGUCACAAAGGUCGGAUUCAGGAUAUAGAUAUUUACUAAAUUUCUUUAAUAUAAAAAAAAAUAAGAUUUGAGCAAAAGCUACUGAGUUCACGUGAACCCACAUAUAACCCUAUAGAUCCGCUCUGAUGAGCCAAUCCAUGGCAUAAAUGCUGAAACAUAUAUUUAAGGUUUGAGGGAAGCAUGUUUUGCAUUAGGAAGAGAAGCAAGCAUCAAAUAAGGAAAAAAAAUGAAAAAAAUAAAAUUUGUCAAA